UAGCUGGAAUGUACGGGGCUCUGGCAUGACCGAUCGCUGGAAAUUUUUCUUUCGGAUGAUGCGGACCGAUCGCCGCCGACAGGAAUGGCGUCAGGCGAUCCCUCUUCUGUCGAUGCUUCUGGUAAGAUUCUAGGGGAAAAUGCCAGCCAUGGCUGGAAGUCCGAGGAUUUUCUAGAGGCGGAAGAUUUCUCUAGCCGGACCGAGGAGGAGGCCACGGAUGAUGGCAGCUCCGAGGGCAAAUCGGAGUAUUCGCAGUGCCGCAGCGCGAAUUUCAGCAGCGGGCGCAGCUGGUAUCACAGCCCCGAGAGUGAUCUUUUGUUUGGGGGCUCCGAUUUGAGCGCCUACUUUCACGAUGCUGGGGGCUCUGGGGACGCAUUCGUCGAUGCGCUGGACGAGUGCUUCGAUUCCGAUAAGGACCGGGCAUUUUUUCAUCAUCAUGGCGACAGUGGUGACGAUGGUAUCGUCCGCGGUACCGGGCUCUAUGACGAUGAAGAAGACACUGGUGGUUUGAAGAUAAUCUCCUUGAGCGAAGAACUCCAAGACGAAGAGUCGCAGUUGCUCGAAGGUGUUGCUGUGGAAGAAGACGUUGUUCCAAGUGAAGUAGAGCUCAAAGAAAUCGACAGUGACGAGACGCUCCUCGGCAGCACCCAUGACAAGGCGAACAGUUCCCAGGAAUUGGAAACGAUAGAACAAGAACAAGACGGUGGCUUGAAAGCAGACGUUCUUUCGAGUUUCUGUGAGACACUUGGAGAUCAAGUUUCCGAGAAGAUCACGACGAUAGCUGGUCCUUCCGAAGCUCCCGUAAUUGAGAAGAAAAGAUGCGUGAUGCGGCUGGGAUCGAAAGAAGCAGAGGAUUUGCUGCAGCUGGACGUAGAAGAAAUCGUUCGUCCCUUGCGGCUCUCGUCCAUGACAGAAGAUUAUCGCAAUAGUACCGAUUGGAGCAGAGAUCACUUGGGACCCGACGAGCUCUCGCGCUAUGUUGAGACGCUUGACGUGAGAGAAACUUACAUGGACACUGUCUGGGACAUGGAGGAGAUACUGCUCGAUACAGGUGAGAGCAGUGGAAAUCAUUCAUUUUGGGCUAGCAAAGGUGGUGCAGCGAACAGUCCUACGAAGUCGUCAUGGACUAGAACAUCAACUUCAGUAUAUGAUGGGCUAUGGAAAGUGGACUCCGUGGAAGUGACUGGAGCACGCCAGAGACGAGGGGGUGCGUCUCUGGGUGAACGAGUUGUGGGCGUCAGGGAGCAUACCAUUUACAGGAUACAGGUGAAAAGCGGUGAAAAUCAGUGGGAAAUAGAACGACGGUACCGGGAGUUCGUUGAUCUUUUCCAGCAGCUCAAGAGGAUGUUUAGUGCACAGACCAGAGUACAGCUUCCAAGCCCGUGGCAGAAGGUGACAGCCGAGUCCCGGAAGGUUUUUGGGAACACCUCUCCGGAUGCGGUGGAGUUUCGGAGUGCUCUUCUCCAAGUUUGUCUCCAAUCGUCACUGCAAGCUGGAGUUCCGAUCAGCACGGCAGCACCUCUACUCAGGUUUUUGUUUCCUAGUCCGGGGGAGACACGCCUGCCUAUGCUGGCGGCUUCAUCGCAGUUCUCACCCGAGCUGGCUGCAAGAGAUCAAAACUUCGCCAUGCAGCUUAAAGAGCUUGGUUCUCCGAGACCGGGCACACCUAUAAGUCCGGAGCGACAAAACAGUGCCUUCGGAAGGACUAUUCGUCUGGUUUUACAGAUACAGACGAAAAAGCCUUUGAACCAGGUGUUGUUAAACCAACGUAAUCUUUGUGCUGGGUGUUACGAGCAACUCAACCCAACCAAGGACGUGGUUUCCGGUUUCAUCAAAUCUCUGGGGUGGGGAAAGCCAAGGUUCUGUGAGUACACUGGCCAGCUUUACUGCGUACGAUGUCAUCUCAACGAGACUGCCAUUCUACCGGCUCGAGUUCUUCGAUCUUGGGAUUUCACACCGAGAGUUGUUUCUCAACUUGCAAAGGCCUAUCUCGACUCCAUUUACGAUCAGCCCAUGCUGUGUGUCAGCGCAGUCAAUCCGUUUCUGUACACGAGAGCUCCCAUACUUUCUCAUGUAAGUGAGAUGAGAAGAAAGUUGAGCCGGCUGGUGAAAUGCAUCCGCUGCCCGUCUCGGAGCCGGAUCCAGCAGCUACUCGGCUCGCGACGCUAUCUUCUGGAGCAAAACGACUUUUAUGCGUUACGUGACCUCACAGAUCUUUCAAAGGGAGCAUUUGCUGUUUUGCCGGGAUUGUUGCAAGCAACACUGGAGAAGCUGACUUUGCACAUCACUCGCAAGUGCUCGGUUUGUCUGGAGCUCGGCGAGUCAUGCGGUGCUGGAGUGGUCUGUGACUCGCCACGGGAUUUAAUCUAUCCCUACGAGGACGAGAACGUCCACCGCUGCCAGCUUUGCAACGCGACUUAUCACCGCAGCUGCUUCAAGUCAAUCGAGACGUGCCGGGUUUGCACUCGAGAUCACUCGCCACUGCGGCCGCAAAGCGGCGGAGAUAGGGAGCAGUGUCCGAGCGCUUCGUCCUCUUUGGCGGCGGAAGAAAGCGAGGAAGCACAGGAGGAAGAAGAAGAUGGAGAAGACAUUGUCAAGAGCGAGCAAGCCUCGUCGAAGCAGCAGUCCAAGAGGAAUCUCUUCUCUGGCCUCUUCUCUUCUUCCUCGACGAUCGAGGCCGAGAAGAAGAAGAAGCUCCAAGAACGUAGGAACUCGGCGAUUGUAAACAUGAGCGCCAUCUUAGGUGGUCCCAACGAGCUCUAGAUCCAUAGAUUUCACAGGAGAAAACGUGUAAAGCUUGUCUAGUCUCGCGCUUCUUCCAGUUUUCGAUCGAUCUCAAAGGUUUUAAGUGACACUCGAGCUGGACGUGUGAGAAAACUAUAGAAAGUGGACCAUGGAGUCGUGAAAGGCUGGUCAAAAUUAACAUAGUUUGAAAGAAGAACCA
Molecule: messenger RNA, 2944 nt
Organism: Selaginella moellendorffii
Lineage: Eukaryota; Viridiplantae; Streptophyta; Lycopodiopsida; Selaginellales; Selaginellaceae
Exons: 5
Coding region: 85-2763 (892 amino acids)
Molecular function (GO): phosphatidylinositol binding
Source: RefSeq, a predicted model, not a curated record